This is a messenger RNA of Lepisosteus oculatus (spotted gar), 4634 nucleotides long. RefSeq lists its product as uncharacterized. The record is from RefSeq and is a predicted model, not a curated record. Gene Ontology annotation, molecular function: glycosyltransferase activity. Gene Ontology annotation, cellular component: cytoplasm. NCBI's taxonomy places the organism in Eukaryota, Metazoa, Chordata, Actinopteri, Semionotiformes, Lepisosteidae.
ACUUGCACUAGUUCACUAUUGUACGGGCUGAUGGUUCUUCUUGUGCACCAGGAGCUCCCGCGCCAGCUCCGUGAAGUUGCACCCCCCCCCACAGACCGCACAAACGAUGAAACCCACCUCAUUCGUUAGUGCUACUUUUGUGCCGUUGAAAGUAACUUCCCAGCUGCUUUCGUUCCCGAGAUAUAGCGCCUUGUUUUUCGGGUGACCGCGUCUGCCGAGAUCAAGCGCUCGGUUACCGGUGCGGGAGGUGCAGUUCUGACAGUGUUUCUCUGUCUGCCGGUGGGGGGGUAGCGGUUGGUUUUGUGGUUUUGCUUUUAAUACCAGUAUCUUCUGUGCCUUUGUGUGCACAGGAAAAUUAAAAUUAUCACCAAUAUCAUACCCUAAUCCGAAGGAUUGCGGAUGUGGGUUUAAAAGGCGAACAUUAGCGAGCAAGUGCGUGUUGUUACGAAGAGCCUUUAACGCGCACGUCUUCAUAUUUCGUCGUUCAGGUGGGCGGCUGUGUCAGCAAGCGCAGGCUGCAAAGGAACAAGUACGAGGUUUAUUCCCCGCUGGGAAAAAAAGGAAGAAAAAACACAACGUUUUGGCCGUGGAGCCUUCUUCAGGUGUGAGAAAGACGAGGCAGUAAAAGCAAAAGUGUUUACUGCCGCGUCUUCUCACACCUGAAGAUGAUAAACCUGUUACUUGUUCCUUUGCAGCCUACGCAUGCUGAUACCCUGCUUGAUAAAGGUAUUGUAUGACAGCUGUGCUAUUGCGUAAUUACGAGAUGAGAUGAGGGUGAGGACGUUUUUUUUAACUGGUGGCAGCAGUGGUUAACCCAGGCGCUACUUGAAGACAUCUUUCUUAGCACGUUGUGCAAAGUUUCCCGGGACUCAAGGUGCAAAGGUGAGUAGAUCCCGGGCGAGGGGGAGGGACACAUCGGCCCUUCCUGGAUAGUUAAUGCGCACCAACUUACCAGCGAGCCUCGGCGCAUCUUCAUGAACUCAUUUCGAGUGUUCUCACCAUUUCCCAUUUCAUAUGAUCUAGUUCCACGUUUAUUUUGAACAGGAUGGGGUUUCUAAAACCUCUGCCUACGGGCGCUUGUAUACGCGUCGCCUGACUCCAGCUGUCCGGCUCUCUCUGGGUUCACACUGUCCGCGUUCCGCUUAAGGAAUAAUUCGCUUCGUGCCGAAGUUGGCAAAAUAUGGCAACGGAUACAGCGCCGUAUUUCCGCAUAGAACAUGAAUGCUGCUGCUGCUCUUAUAAAGUGAUACAAUGAUAUAACAAGAGUCCAGACUGCGGUUUUGUUGACUCCAGCCGGGAAAACGGAAAUUUAUGAUGGUUGUAAAGACAAUGAUCGAGAGGACCGGGCGCCCAGUCCUGGAUCGCGCCAGUUCCUGAGUCCAGUUCCCCACGAAUCCUCCCAAAGCUGCACAGCGAAAGGACCUGCUGACAGACCCAGGCGGUGACCUGACCCCCGCAGCCGGAGCACGAUCCUCUCCGGAGAGGACGUGGAAUGGAAACCUAUCGGAUGCCUCCAUGAUGAGGAAGACAGAGGGCGGAGAACAUUGACCUGAACGUCAACAAGAUGUUUUGUUCCAGGACUAAGCAUUUCUACCUGCUGGUACUUUCUUGCAGUGGUGUCUGGUUUCUUUACACACAUAACUUUCAUUCCCAUAAGAGACCUGACCCACCAAAUGUAAGAGACCAGCUCUGGAACACCGGAAACUCUUCUGUGAUAAGCGGUGGCACGUCUGGCAUCAGUCUUGCGAAACAAGCCAUAGUUCGUGUGGAAAAUGCCAAAGCAUUUGUGAUUUCAGCAUACUUCGAUGACAGGUUUUCACCUGGCAUGGUGCGUAUUAUAGGGAUUGUAUACCGGGCUGGGUAUCCAAAUUUCUACUGCCACUUCAGCGACACCAAGCAGAUCUUAACCAUCAAGGCAAAGGUGCUCGUUCACAAUGAACACUUUAACUUCCCCUACGGCACAGCCGACUUCCUGUGCAAGACCCCCGCUGGGGCAGGGGACUUCCCAUUCGUCCACGUCGGCGUCAGCCCGCAGAUGGACCCACCUGGCUCGUUCCUGAAAAUCCGCAACACCGUCAAAAACAUCUCCGCAGAUUUCCCGUCCAAGUUCUCCGUAUGCAUUUCCACGAUGUUUGGGAAUUACAGCAAUGUGCUGCAGGUUGUUCAGGCCGUGGAGAUGUACAGGAUUCUUGGGGCUCACAGAGUGAUUUUUUACAAGAGCAGCUGCAGUGCCCUGAUGCAGAGUGUGCUGGACUACUACACAACCCUGGGAGUGGUGGAGGUCAUUCCCUGGAACAUCCACUUGCACCUCAAAGCCUCUGCUGGGUGGCAACCCCAUGUGCACCCAGGGGACCUGCACUACUACGGCCAGGUCACUGCGUUGAAUGACUGCAUCUACUACAAUAUGUACUCCAGCCACUACGUGGUCCUGAACGACAUCGAUGAAGUCAUUGUUCCCAACUUGCACCAGGACUGGGGCGAGAUGAUGAGGUUCCUUUCCAGGAGGCACCUGGGAGUGAACGCUUUCCUCUUCGAAAAUGCCGUCUUUCCCUACAGUGUGUUCGGGGACAACGGGACCUUCGACCUGGAGCGUUGGGCGUCCAUCCCCGGGGUCAACAUCCUGAGGCACGUGCACCGCGAGCCCGAGAGGUUCUUGACCUUCAAUCCCAGGAAGCUGAUCGUGAACCCGCGGGCCAUGAUCUGGACCUCAGUGCACAACGUUCCGUGGCUCAGUGGGGACUGGCUGAAAGUGUCUGGUACCGUAGCCAGGCUGCAUCACUACAGAACCCCAGAACAACCACACCUGCGCAAGGAGGACCUGAUCAGAGACACCACCCUGUGGAGAUACAAAGCUUCCCUCACCAGGAACGUAGACCAUGUUUUACAGGAGGUACUCGGGAAGAAAUAAGAGGGGACAGGAUAAAUCCUGCUUGUACACAAUACUAGAAAUCUGGAACACUGCAUCACCAGUGGGGUCUUUAAGAUGCAGUAUAGGCCAAAGUGUUUGAAAAUAGUUAAACUUCAUGAAAUGAAAUAAGAAAGACCCAGUGCAUGGGAUGCAGUGGUUCAGUAAUUGUACGAAAAAUAAUAUAUAAUAAAAGAAGCUAAAUUAAUGAAAGAAUUCUCACUUUCUAGAGGAGCUCAAAGGCUGCAUUGGUGAGAGACUCGGAGUCUGGGAAAAAACAUUUCCUGGUUUUCAGAACACCAUGGCCGUCCGUUGUGGUUUCACAGUUGAGAGAUGGAAGUUGUCCAGAAAUUCCCAGUUCCUUUUUUUCUUUUUAGAACUUCCAGUUGCCACCUUUUGACUUACAGUGUGGCGGAGAGCUACUUAGUGUUUUCAGUGACUGAACAGUUUUUUACAGAAGUGUCACUUCCCACAAAGUGUCAGGCAUUGUUUUCUGGACCGCUACAAGACACUGUACUGAUUUGACAUUUUGUGUUUAGUCAGUCUGAAUCGGAUACAAAAAUGUUUUUAAUUCGCGUUACUAACCCGAACGCUCCUAUGCAGAGAAAAGUCAACGUGUAACACCUCUCCAGUCUGUCAUUUUUAUAAACGAUUGUGCAAAAUGAUUCACAAUUUGCCACUUUUCACAGCUGCAGUGGAUGUGAAGGCAACACAGUUGUUUCUAGUGCUAUAGUACCAUUUGGAACGGUGUUGUAGGUUUGGUUCAAUUUUGUCUUAAAAAAUCAGCACAAUUCUUACACUGAUGGGCAAAUAGGAAAAGAUAAAGGUUUAUUGUAAUUUUGUAACUUUAUCACAAUUUGCCAGGUUGGUGGAUUUAAACAGCAUUUAUAAUUGUUUUACAGUACAUAAUUUUAUUCCUCAUAUUGAGUUAUUAAAAUACAUAUUAUUCAUUGUUUUAUAGUGUCUUGUUGCUUGUACUGAACUCUGUUUUUUUUCAUUUUAAUGUUUUUUAUGAAUUAAUGAUUGCUUUAUUAUUGUGUAAUAGAUCUUUCAUUGGGACUUUAAUAAUUAUAUUUUCAAUGUUGCUUAUAGAAUAGUGCUAGAAAGUUUGUGAACCCUUUAGAAUUUUCUAAAUUUCAGCAUAAAUUCCACUCGGUCAGUUUUGCUAGAGGUUGUGUGAUCCGGUAUUUUAUAUUGGUGUCAAAAUUAUUUUUGCAUUAAAACGACACACUCCCACACAUAUACACUUAGUUCAGCACAGUUGUCUUGUAAUAUAUAAAAAAUAUUAGCAAGCAAAAGUAGGCCAGCUUUUUUGAUCACUUUAAAGCUGUAGCACCUAAACAGAAGAAGUUGGUGAAUUGGUCCAAUUAAGUCAUUAAAGAAUCGAUUUAGGUAAUUAAAAGCAGAGUUUGAAAGAAAACAUUAAGUUAUGGGGACCAAUAGAACCAGACCUGAACCACACUGGAUCUGUUGCUUCAAGAACAGGGCUUUUUACUUCACGUUUGCAAAUUGUUGCUCCACUAUUAUUUGCAUAAUGCAAACUGUAGAUACAGGGGGAACUCUGGCAAAGCAAAGUAGAGGUAAUGAGAUAACACCUGGUUAAAAGGCUCUUUGCCUCAGUUAUCCUGUUUCUUGGUAAGCUGGAGGAUCCUGGGAGGUUGGUUGCUCCUGUUUGGGUGUGAUGAUUGUUGGAACACAGGGUCUUGACGGAUUUAUUUCGAGAGAUGAA